GGAAGCAACGUAUGUGAUAAGGGUAGCGUAAAAUUAAACCUAAACCAGUCUCAGCCCAAGCUUAAACAUGACAUGCACAGUUCCUCUCGACAACAAGAAGUGGGAAGGAUUCACGCCCUUGUUUUUUCCCAAUUAUUUCAGUUAUGAACUUCCUAAAAAUUGCUCCGCAUCCUUCAGCUAGAUUAGCCUUCACAAUUAUCUCUGAUUGUUGCCGUGGAUUCACUUCACACGCCCAUUCAUUUGCUCUUGCUGGCGCCAAAUUAAAGGUUAAUAUCUUAAAAUAUGGAGUACUCGAAAGCAACAGCAGAACCAGACUACACUACAACGGGUGCACAAAUUUGGAUAAAAACAGUCCAGCUUGCAUUGAAUUGGGAAAUGGAUAUGCUUUAAAAGAAGGAAUAGAGAGUACUUCUGAGAAGAAUGCCAACAAAGAAUCAUUCUACGAUGAAGUCAUUCGAAAAGUGUUAAGUCCCUCCAGCUUAGAUCCAGUCAAGGUCAAGAAGGACAAGGGAUUGCUAGAUGAUCAAGAGCUAGAAAAGUUGGAAUCUUUGGAAAAUUUUGUGUACGAGCAUAGGUUUGAUCAUGGUUGUUUGGUGAUUAAGGCUAUGGAUAAUGAGCACAUGGAGGAUACAUCAGAACUUUUGACAGAGUCCUUUGCAGAACUUAUGUGGGGGCCUUUGACUUAUAAGCCUUUGUUGAAGUUCACAAUCAGAGAGCAUAUGAUGGAGAGGAGGGCUCUUGUUCCACAUGCCGUCACACUUAUAGGCCUGUAUGCAGAAAGAGAGGGAGAAUGGACCUUUUGUGGCACUGUAGAGAUUUCUUUGAAUUCUAAAGGAGCUAGUAAGUUUCAUACCACACCGGUUCCUCCAAAGAGUUCUCCAUAUCUCUUCAACAUGGCAGUGAAUAAAGACAUUCGCAGGAGAGGAAUCGGUUGGCAGCUCUUGAAGGCAAGUGAGAAGCUUGUAACACAAAUGGGAUCUGGUGAAAUGUAUUUGCACUGCAGAAUGAUUGACAUGGCACCAUUCAAUAUGUACACAAAAGCUGGCUAUAAAGUUGUUGAGACAGACAACAUAUUAACUCUGCUUACAUUGCAACGUCGUAAACAUCUGAUGUAUAAGAAAUUAGCAUUAACAAGUUAGCAUAAAGAAGUUAAUAUGUGAUGGAGCCUCCAAAUUGUAACAUAUGAUUGUAUAGCUCCUUAGAAAUUUAGCUCGAAGAAACAUUUGAGGCAUAGCAUGGAAAGUGUGCUUAUGUAUAUCUAUUGUUUAACAUGAUUAUCAAUAUUUAAUUCCACUAUACCUCAAAUUUCUGAAUA
Molecule: messenger RNA, 1315 nt
Organism: Cryptomeria japonica (Japanese cedar)
Lineage: Eukaryota; Viridiplantae; Streptophyta; Pinopsida; Cupressales; Cupressaceae
Product: GCN5-related N-acetyltransferase 5, chloroplastic
Exons: 3
Coding region: 144-1139 (331 amino acids)
Molecular function (GO): acyltransferase activity, transferring groups other than amino-acyl groups
Source: RefSeq, a predicted model, not a curated record